AUGACGGACUAUUCAGAGUCUGUAGUACCACCUGGAUUCUACGCUGGAUCCUCGCAGCCCUCCUCACCGACUCUGCAAACCCACGACCUACCCACGACCUCACACCAGCCAAUAGUAACCAAACCACUCCCAAAGGCAUCAUCUGGCAGAUUCUCGAGGUCUGCAAGACGUUAUUUACCUACAAGGGAGGCUAUCUCAGAGGAAGACAUGCCACCAGAGUCAGAGCAGGACAACGAAUAUGACUCAGAGCGGAAUAUACCUUACGGAGCGCUCAUAGACUAUCAGAUUGCGCUUAUAAUGGACCAUCCCACAAUGGAGAAAGAACGAGCAGUGUCACUUGACUACGAAGUAGCCAAACUUAUCAACCGCCUGUGGAAUAUUGGAGUCGGUUCACUGUCUAUAUACACAACCCAAGGCCUCCAGGAUCGAAUUAGCCAUCAUGUGGAUAACUGGUCUGUCUUCCGGACAUCAACCAAUUCGAAUAUGAUUUCCCUGAAGAAGACGAUUUCCAAUGCCCUUGAUCACUACGUCACAACGUUGGAGACAGCCCUGGAAAUCGUCAACUCUUCUGACAUUAAAUUCAAGCCACUCCUGGUCCUAGCUCUUGCAGAUGUAGACCCAAUAGGCUCAUCAACGGAAUUGGAUAACUUUUUCACGCCUUUAAGCCAAAAGCUCGAACGUAUACGAACGAAGCUUCCAAAGCUGGAUACAAUUGCUCCUCAGAUAAGGAUAAAAUUCGUGCCUCUGAAAGAUACCAUCCGCGGCAACGAUGCAUUGUCCAAGCUUAGCGAAGCUCUUAAAGGCGACGCGUUGGAGCGCGUCGUUUCGGUCAGUCCGAUACCAGAAGGAGUGGAGUACUCCGAGUUUCUGGAGGAAUGCAUCAUGCAACAAGCGUCCAACUAUGGCACGUCUCUGAAGAGAAAGCUCAUUAUCACGUCUGCGUCUCGUCUCAUGCUGGAAUCUUCUGCUCUACGCAGUCUUGGUAGCUCAGAGCGACGGGGUUCAAUUCCUCAAGCCGAUCAAGACUCUUACCAGCCACCUCCACAGGUUGAUCGUGCUAGUUCGCUGAGAUCGGGCCGAAAUCCUCGCGUGGGGACUCAGCGGAACAAUCAGGUUGCCUCAUCUCGAAGGCCAACGAGGGAUUUCCUACCCAAGACAAAUGCCACCCGAACAAACCCAUACGUCGACGAGGAGAUAAACGAUGAUCCUCGUCCUUAUGCGACCAAGAGGGCUCCAUCUAAUCGCAUGAGGGCGCCGAGAGGAGCCCCAGACCCGAUUCCGGGUGGUAGCUCUCGUUCCCAACCUUCUAGCGGAGGUAUCGUCAGUGAUUCCUUGAAUACCUUGUGGGCAGUUGCGUCUUACUUCAAGCCUCAGUCAUAG
Messenger RNA from Serendipita indica DSM 11827, 1380 nucleotides. The record is from the annotation of a GenBank genome assembly. NCBI's taxonomy places the organism in Eukaryota, Fungi, Basidiomycota, Agaricomycetes, Sebacinales, Serendipitaceae.